Molecule: messenger RNA, 3123 nt
Organism: Diaporthe amygdali
Lineage: Eukaryota; Fungi; Ascomycota; Sordariomycetes; Diaporthales; Diaporthaceae
Product: replication factor c subunit 1
Exons: 2
Coding region: 1-3123 (1040 amino acids)
Biological process (GO): DNA repair; DNA replication
Cellular component (GO): nucleus; DNA replication factor C complex
Molecular function (GO): DNA binding; DNA clamp loader activity; ATP binding
Source: RefSeq, a predicted model, not a curated record
AUGCCUGACAUACGAAGCUUCUUCACUCCCAAGGGGGGUGCUGCCCCGGCCAAGCCUGCGCCGAAGAAGGAGGAGCCUGCCAAGAAGGGCCGUGGCAGACCACGUAAGGUCGUCGAUGACAGCGAAGAGGAUGACGAACCGAUUGCACAACCGAACAAGCCGGCGUCAAGAUCUACGCCAAGAAAAAAGAAAGCCACGGAAUCAGAGCCAGUGAAGGGGAAGGAGAUCUCUGCCGACGAUUACUUCUCGUCCUCGAAGUCAAACAAUAAGAAGUCCGAGUCCACUCCCAAGAAACCCAGUGUGCCUGUCCGCCAGAGUCCGCGGAAGGCCGCCGCCGCAGUUCCUACGAAGGGUAAGCCUGCUGCAAAGCCCAAGGCUGUCACGUCCCACAAGAAGGUUGAUUUGAAUGACGACGAGGAUGCGUACAUGGAGGACGGUGACGAGGAUGCAGACGAUAUCUUCGCUGCCAACGCGCGCAGUGGAAAUAAGAGAAAGAACGACCAAUAUCUCGAGGAAGACAGCGAGGAGGAAGUCUUACCCAAGCCCAAGCGGGUUGCUUCCCGAUCUAAGCCUGUCAAGGCAGAGGAAUCCGAGGAUGAAGACGAGGACUUCGCGCCAGCACCAAAGAAGGCUGGUAACGGCGGAAAGAAGCGCAAAUCUCCGGAUUCCGAUGAUGAAGACCUCGACGAAGAGGUUCCACGGAAGAAAGCUGCGGCGUCGAAGCCUCGAGCACCGAGGAAGAAGAAGGAAGCAGAGCCGGAAGAUGCCGGCUUUCAGGCAAUCAUCGAUUCCGUGCCCACGGUCAGACCACCGACUCCGCCUCCCAAGGACCCAGAUGCGAAAUUCGAUUGGAGAAAGGCCGCUGCCGGGGGAGGCAAUUCAGGCCCCGCGCCGAUGGAGGGCACAGUUGAUAUCCCCGAGGGCGAGGAGAACUGUCUCACUGGAAUGUCAUUCGUCUUCACAGGUCAGCUGAAGACACUUGGCCGAGAUGAGGGACAAUCGCUCGUGAAACGCCUCGGUGGAAAAGUUACGGGAGCACCUAGCAGCAAAACCACCUUCGUGGUCCUGGGAGAUGACGCAGGACCCUCAAAACUCAGAAAAAUCCAAGAGCAUGGAAUCAAGACGAUCGACGAGAACGGUCUGUUUGACUUGAUACGGAAAGCACCGGCGAAUGGCGGAUCUGCCAAGAACGCUGCGAAGGCUAAGGAAAAGCAGGAGGCCGAUGAGAAGAAGGUCAGGGAAGCCGCUGCGGAGCUGGAGAGAGAAGAGAAAGCUCGCCAGAUCGAGGCAGAGAAAGUUCGCAAGGCCGCUGUCCAGCGAGGUGCGGUUGCUCCAGCGCAAACCCCUGCUGCCAACUCACAGCUAUGGACGAGCAAAUACGCGCCUUCUCAGCUCAAUCACAUCUGCGGAAACAAGACUCCGGUCGAGAGAAUCCAGAAUUGGCUAAAAGCCUGGCCCAAAAACCGCAAAUACGAAUUCAAGAAGUUUGGAGCUGAUGGCAUGGGCGGCUAUCGAGCAGUCAUUCUGAGCGGUCCUCCUGGUAUUGGCAAAACGACUGCGGCGCAUCUCGCAGCAAAAUUGGCAGGUUUCGAUGUCAUUGAGAGUAAUGCCAGCGACACCCGAAGCAAGAAAAUGGUCGAGAACGGGGUCAGUGAAGUAAUGAACAACACCUCCCUACUUGGCUAUUUCGCUGGUGAUGGCAAAAAGGUCGAAGAUGCCAAGAAGAACAUCGUUCUGAUCAUGGACGAGGUUGACGGCAUGUCAGCCGGUGACCGAGGUGGUGUCGGAGCAUUGGCCAAGUUUUGCAAGAAAACAGACAUACCGCUCAUUUUGAUAUGCAACGAACGCAAAUUGCCCAAGAUGAAACCCUUUGAUGGCGUGGCUUUCGACAUCCUAUUCAGGCGGCCGACAGUCGAGCAAGUCCGAUCUCGCAUCAUGACCAUCUGCCAUCGAGAGGGUCUCAAGCUGCCCCUCCAGGUUGUCGACGCCCUUAUUGAAGGAAGCAACAAGGACAUUAGGCAAAUCAUCAACAUGCUCUCGACGAUUAAGCUUGACCAAACUUCCAUGGACUAUGACCAAACCAAAUCGAUGUCCAAGGCGUGGGAGAAGCAUGUCGUUCUCAAGCCGUGGGAUAUCUGCCAGAAACUAUUGGGGGGCAAUAUGUUUAAUCCAGCGAGCAAGUCCACGUUGAACGACAAGAUCGAGUUGUACUUCAAUGAUCACGAGUUCAGCUAUCUGAUGAUUCAGGAGAAUUAUCUCAAGGCAAAGCCAGCGGGCCUGAGCGGCAAGGGCUACAACAGCAGGGAGGCGAAUAUGAAAUACCUUGAAAUGGUGGACCAAGCAGCGGAGAGCAUCAGCGACGGUGACCUUGUUGAUCGCAUGAUACACGGUCCGCAGCAGCAUUGGAGCCUUAUGCCGGCACAUGCGGUUUUCAGUACGGUCCGCCCGGCAAGCUUUGUUUCUGGCCAAAUGAUUGGUACCGAAUUCACAAAGUGGCUCGGAAACAACAGCAAGUUGGGAAAACUUGCACGCUACGUCAGAGAGAUCCAGUCGCACAUGCGGCUCAAGUCGUCUGGAGAUGUGAGCGAGAUCCGCCAGCAGUACUUGCCUGCCCUAUGGCACCAAAUCGUCAAGCGCCUCUCUCUUGAGGGCAAGGAUUGUGUCGAGGAGGUCAUCAACCUAAUGGACAGUUACUACCUCACAAGAGAGGACUUCGAUGCGAUGAUUGAGCUUGGUGUUGGGCCCCAAGAUGAGAGCUUGGUGAAGAUCGAGACCCAGACCAAGUCGGCCUUCACCAGAACAUAUAACUCGAUGUCCCAUGCUGUGCCAUUUAUGAAAGCCAGCAAUGUGACGGCGCCGAAGAAGGCUGCGAAGGAUGUACCUGACAUCGAAGAUGCUAUCGAAGCAGAAGACGACGGGGCUGAGGUUGCCGAACCGGUGGACGAGGACGAAGAUGAAAUCGACCUCAAGAAAGACAAGUAUAUCAAGCAACCGAAGGCCAAGCCUAAGCGAGCUGCCAAGAAGAAGACUGCCGAUGACGAUGAAGGAGACGACGGUGAUGCCAAGCCUGCGAAGGGCCGUGGAAAGGGCAAGGCGGCUACGAAGGGCAAGGCGAAGAAGUGA